This is a messenger RNA of Centropristis striata (black sea bass), 2300 nucleotides long. RefSeq names its product pseudouridine synthase 10 (gene pus10). Lineage: Eukaryota; Metazoa; Chordata; Actinopteri; Perciformes; Serranidae. The transcript is spliced from 18 exons. Gene Ontology annotation, biological process: tRNA pseudouridine synthesis. Gene Ontology annotation, molecular function: pseudouridine synthase activity; RNA binding. The record is from RefSeq and is a predicted model, not a curated record. Bases 204 to 1844 code for a protein of 546 amino acids.
CAAUUAGGUAUAGCCUCUUUUUAUUUUUCCUUUUUCUCAUUAAUCUAAAAGACGCUGAUCCGGAUCGAUUAGCUUCGUCUGUCAUAGCUGAGUUAGCAAGGAAGAAGCAUUUUAGAUGAACAUGUUAACCAGAAACUGAAGCGUUUCUUGUUUUAUUACUGUAUAUCUUCGUGAAUUCACCGCCUCUGUGCCCGUCUGGAGUCAUGCUGCCGCUGAAGGACAAAGAUAAACCCAUUGUACAGAAGCUGCUGGCGGCCGGCUGCUGCGCUCGCUGCAUCCUCAGGUUCUGCUGCGUCAGCGUCCAGGCUGCGUACAGACAACCCCAACAGGAUACACUCCAAGAUCUCCAAGCUUUCGUCAGCAGUACAGACAAUAGCAAAUCCCAAGAUUUAGCAGCAGAGUCCACAGAAGAAAACAACAAAUCCCAUAAUGCAGCAGCAUCAGAACCACCUGAAGAUCCACCUAGCAAAAGGGCAAAGCUGGAGCCUAGCGGGCCUGGUGCUCCGGCAGAGGAACACGCUGCUGCUGCUGCUGCUGCUGCUGUCACACUGACGGAGGAGGAGGAGGACGGUGUGUGUGUGGUGUGUUUGGGGAUCCUGCAAGAACUCUGUAGUACGACUCGGGCUGUAAAGAUAGCAGAGAGAGUGAAGGCAGAAAAGUACGAGUUUGACACGCUGGUGCUGUCUGUGUCUCUGCCUGCUCAGCUGUGUGUCCGCGAGCACUCCUGUUGGCUUCAUGUGAAGAAGGAACUCAGAGAGAAGAGCAUGGCGGUGGAUAAAGAUGAUGUCAUCCAGGUGAAGGAAGCCUUCAAGUGGGUCAUGCAGGGCCGAGUGGCCAAAGAGCUGAGCGGAGUCGCCGUGGUCACCAGGAGUUCGUUCGAGGUCGGAGUGGAGUUCACUCACCCAGAGACCGACUCCGACUGCCACUUCCUUGCAACAACGUGUGGCGACUGCUUCAAACCCACCAAGAACAAACAGUCGGUGUUCACCAGGAUGGCCGUGGUCAAAGCUCUGGAAAAGAUAUCUGAUGCCAAAUUCCUACAACAUUACCCGUGUCCACCGGCGCGGCCGAGCAGCAGCUGCAGCCCUCAGGACGUCCAGUGUCUCCAUGUGUCUGUCUUUGUGGCAGGGAGGUACAACAAGUUCUGCCGCAGUCUGCCUCAGACUCCCUGGGUGAUCGACGGCGAGCGGAGGAUGGAGUCGUCAGUGGAGGAGCUGAUCGCGGCGCCCGUCCUGUCCGCCUUCAGAGCCGAUGGAUUUAAUUUCUCCUCGUCUGGCCGGGAGGACGUGGACGUACGCACUCUGGGAAACGGUCGUCCGUUUGCGAUGGAGCUGCUGAAUCCUCACCGAUCCAGAUUCAGCAGAGUGGAGAUGAAGCAGCUACAGGAGGCCAUCAACAAGUCUUCAGAUAAGAUCAGAGUGAGAGACCUGCAGAUUGUUACCAGGGACGCCAUGAGCCGCAUGAAGGAAGGAGAGGAGGAGAAAACCAAGUCGUACACGGCGUUAGUCUGGACCCUCAAACCCAUUCAGAGCCAAGACAUCGCCUUCAUAGAUGACAUCAAGGACCUGACUCUGGACCAGAAGACCCCCCUGAGGGUCCUGCACCGGCGGGCGCUGGCCGUCCGUCAGCGAGUCGUCCACAGCAUGAACGUGCGCUUCCUGGACUCUCAUCACUUCUACCUGGGGCUGAAGACGCAGGCUGGGACUUAUAUCAAAGAGUUCGUCCACGGAGACUUCGGACGCACCAAACCCAACAUGUCGGAGCUGCUGAAGACUGACACAGACAUCCUGGAGCUCGACGUGGAGUCUGUGGACGUGGACUGGCCUCCGUCUAUACCAGAGUGAAGGUUCCUGAGAGGCCACAGGUUUGAUCUCUGUGAGACCGGACCGCUGAUUCUGCUGGGAGCGGGUCCUGCUGGAUCCAGAGACUGAAAGAACAGGAGCCCUCCAGUCACAGAGUCUGCCGGCUGCUUUGUCUGUUUAUGAUUUUCUGAUAGAAACUCAUGUGAUUUCUCUGUGUUUUCAGUUUAACCACAGAAACAGAAAAAUGUUCCAGGUGACUUUUAGUGAUGUUUUUCUGUUGUGAUUUAGUUUUCUCUGCAGCUGUGUGAACCUGAGUUUCUCAUUACACAACAGAUUUUUGUUUUGAUCGAACGGUGUCACCUCCAGUUUGUCAUUCAGAACUGUUUAUUCUCUGUACGGUGGCCUGUUUGAGACUUUAUUUGAGAUCUCAACACUUACACAAGUAAGUUCUUUAUGAGACCUAAGACAGAAAAUCUAACCAAUAUUUUAUAAACUGUU